AUGCCAGCUGCAACUGAAGAACAAGCAACCAAGGACGUUCCACAAACUGAAGAGAAGAAGUCCAAGAAGAAGAAGAACAUGGGUACCCGAGCUCCUCCAAAGGGUCCAAAGAGCAAACCACAAUCCAGAUCCACAAAAGCCGGUCUUCAGUUCCCAGUCGGUCGUCUUGCUAGAUAUUUGAAGGAAGGAAGAUAUGCUGAAAGAAUUGGUGCUGGCGCUCCAGUCUACAUGGCUGCCGUUUUGGAAUAUUUGGCUGCUGAAAUUCUCGAACUUGCAGGUAACGCUGCCCGUGAUAACAAGAAGGGAAGAAUUGUUCCAAGACAUAUUCAAUUGGCCAUCAGAAACGAUGAAGAAUUGAACAAGCUCUUGUCAGAAGUGAUUAUUGCUUCCGGAGGUGUCCUUCCAAACAUUCACAGUGUUUUGUUGCCAGGUACAACCACCAAGGGUGCCAAAUCCACAAAGGGUAGCAAGAAGACCACUGAAGAAGGAUCAACAAGUGCUAGCAUGUCACAAGAAUUUUAA
Messenger RNA from Naegleria lovaniensis, 522 nucleotides. RefSeq lists its product as uncharacterized. The coding region runs from base 1 to 522 and encodes 173 amino acids. Gene Ontology annotation, molecular function: structural constituent of chromatin; protein heterodimerization activity; DNA binding. The record is from RefSeq and is a predicted model, not a curated record. Gene Ontology annotation, cellular component: nucleosome. The transcript has a single exon. NCBI's taxonomy places the organism in Eukaryota, Heterolobosea, Eutetramitea, Acrasida, Naegleriidae.